AUGCCUUCGAGAAUUUUGCAUAUAACACGAGGAACACGAGUUAAAGACUAUAAGUUUGUAGGGAAAUUGGACCCGACGGAUAAUCAAAAGAAUGAGAAGGCGGUGCAUGAGACUGCGGAGUGGUUGGACGGGAACCAAUUGGCUGAAAUUGAUGAGCUUGAGGACAUGGUGGUGCUUGGUGGAGGUGAUACAUAUAUGGGCGGUGGCAUGCCCGAAGGUGGGUCUACUGGGUCUAAUCGGGGACCGGGGCCAAAGAUUGAGGAGGUUGAGUCGAAGUUAAAGCAUGGAGUAUUUGAAGAUCAAGGUAGUGUAGUCCUAUUUUGCUUCUUUGUUGUUAUAAGUUAG
Molecule: messenger RNA, 345 nt
Organism: Dovyalis caffra
Lineage: Eukaryota; Viridiplantae; Streptophyta; Magnoliopsida; Malpighiales; Salicaceae
Source: the annotation of a GenBank genome assembly